AGGUUAUAUUAUUUGUUUAUAAAAACAAAACCUCCCUUAAAAAAAAGAGGAUGUCAUCCGUUUCGGUAUUUUGCUGCUUAAGGGGGUGUCUCGAUGGAUUUAAUUUUAACCAACCCGCCCAGCACAUUCCCAAGUUGAACCCCAUUCAGUUAGACACCUCUUUUAUGGGAUAUGAAGUAGUGAUAGUAAAAGGGGGCCAAAGGGUGUGCGGAUCCGGAGGAGUACUGGGCAACGCACCCUUAGUACAAUCGAAAUCGUAUUUUGAGGUUAAAGUGCAACAAGGAGGGUCUUGGUCAGUGGGGCUGGCUACUAGACAAACUGAUCUUAGUUUAACAGUUGGUGGAAUGGAUGAAUUUUCAUGGGCUCUCUGUAGUGACCAAAUUUUCAGGCAUAAUAAACAGGAGCUCCAUAAAAUUAAUAUGUCAAAUGAAGCACAAGAGUCUAUUCAAAACUUGCUCGAGGGUGAUGUAAUAGGAGUUGCAUUUGACCAUAUACAAUUAAAAUUUUUUGUUAAUGGCAAGGAGAUUGAUUAUUCAAUAUCAAAUGUUAAAGGGACAAUGUAUCCGGCAUUAUAUGUUGAUGAUGGGGCGAUAUUAGAUAUAAUAUUAGACAAUUUCAACCAUUCACCUCCGUCAGGUUUUGAUAAAAUUAUGCUUGAACAAUCAUUGCUUUAGACUUAAUCUUGCUUUAAAUUUCUUGCACUACUGCUCAGUAUACAUUCCGACAAAGAUCUUAAAUUAUUCGCAGUAUUAAAAAAAAUAAAGCUUUUAGCAACUGUCUCUUUUUGUGUUUUAGGAAAAUUAUCUUCUGCUUCUAUUUUUCUAUUAGUUAGGUAUAUGUUACAGAGUAGAUUAUAUUUAUAUAUAAAUUUUAGCAAGUGUAUACUAUAAUGACUUAAAUGAACAAAUUAAUUUAUAUUUAUCUUGUAAGUAGAUAGGUUCAAAUGUAUAUAAAAUGGUCUAAGAAGCAUUUCAAUAAAUAUGACAUAUUUAAUUUGUG
This is a messenger RNA of Anthonomus grandis grandis, 999 nucleotides long. RefSeq names its product SPRY domain-containing protein 7. NCBI's taxonomy places the organism in Eukaryota, Metazoa, Arthropoda, Insecta, Coleoptera, Curculionidae. The transcript has 4 exons. The coding region runs from base 51 to 674 and encodes 207 amino acids. The record is from RefSeq and is a predicted model, not a curated record. Gene Ontology annotation, molecular function: protein binding.